GUAACAUCAAUAAAUGCGAAAUCUGGCACGGUACGCUUCUUCUCCAGAGAGCUGGUUAUAUGGCAGAAGCAGGCAACUGUCCUUUGAAGGCGUACCAGCACAGUGACCUAGGAAUCAGUAGAGUAUGAAAAUCAAGUUUGUGUCGUUGAUAUCCAGGGAUAACCGGCCCCUCUACAUACAGUCGUUCGUUUCGACGCAGAACGAGAAGUCGCCAUCGUCAGAUGCCACUACGCCUGAGGAGAUGAACGAGCUAUUGAAGUACAACUUCCUUUCACAUAUGUCACUAGAUGUUUUUGAGUCACCGUUUGCUCCGAUUGGGACGCACUCGGCAAAAGGGAAGCCGACUCUUUUGUUCGUUCAAGACGGGGUCCUUGUGUACGGAUCGGAGACUCUUACGGGGCUCAAGGUUGUUGUUGGCUGCAGCCGAUAUAACAGAGAGGCUGAAAAGGGUACGGGGAAAGAGCCUGAGGCGGAAGAAGGGUCGACGACGGUGGCUGCUAAGGUGAGCAGUGAGAAGAGUCUGGGUAACUUAGACGGGUUUGUCGACACCGACGUGAUUGAGCUUUCCGACUUGGAUUCGGUCACAACGGCGAUACGCAAGGAGUACCUCAGGUACAGCUGCAACCCGUUCCUGGAUCCGAAGGAGGAGACGGAGAUCAAUAGCGAAAAGUUCGACAGACAAAUCAAGCGUAUAGUGGACGGGUUUAAUUCGGAGAGCGUCUGAUGUAGUACGAUAUAA
Messenger RNA from Pichia membranifaciens NRRL Y-2026, 739 nucleotides. RefSeq lists its product as hypothetical. Gene Ontology annotation, biological process: endoplasmic reticulum to Golgi vesicle-mediated transport. Gene Ontology annotation, cellular component: TRAPP complex; cytoplasm; nucleus. The transcript has a single exon. Lineage: Eukaryota; Fungi; Ascomycota; Pichiomycetes; Pichiales; Pichiaceae. The coding region runs from base 125 to 724 and encodes 199 amino acids. The record is from RefSeq and is a predicted model, not a curated record.